AAAUUUUCCUCUUCCCUCUCUCAUUUGCUGUGAGGGUGAGAGCUGCCUGAUUUCUGUCUCCAGUUCUGAGCAGUAGAAACCAGCCAACAGGAUGUCAGAUUUAAAGGAGCUAUGCAGUGGUUUACCUCUGGACCCUUUGCCACCUAACCGGGGAAGAGACCCCAAUGUGCCACAUGCACCCAUCCGCACCCCGAACCUCACAGCAGAGGAGGAGCGGUUGGCGUUGAGAAACGCGCUGCGUUAUUUUCCUCCCUCUCACCACGCAUCUCUCGCAGCUGAAUUUGCUCAAGAGCUGCGGCAGUAUGGACACAUCUACAUGUACCGCUUCUGCCCCAAGUUACGCAUGAGGGCAUACCCCAUAGAUCAGUACCCGUGCCGCACACGUCAGGCAGCCUCCAUAAUGUUGAUGAUCAUGAACAACCUGGACCCAGCUGUUGCUCAGUUUCCCCAGGAGCUUGUCACCUAUGGAGGCAACGGACAGGUGUUUAGUAACUGGGCCCAGUUACACCUGGUGUUGCAUUACCUGAGCGAGAUGACAGAGGAGCAAACUCUCGUCAUGUACAGCGGUCACCCCAUGGGCCUGUUUCCCAGCCUGCCCUCGUCACCUCGAGCCAUCAUCACCAACGGCAUGGUUGUUCCAAAUUACUCCUCCAGAGACCAGUAUGAGAAGAUGUUUGCUCUUGGAGUUUCAAUGUACGGUCAAAUGACAGCAGGCAGCUACUGCUACAUUGGACCUCAGGGGAUUGUUCAUGGCACAAUGCUGACGGUGUUGAACGCCGGCCGGAGGUACCUGGGCUCUGACGACUUGAGUGGGCGUGUCUUUGUGACCUCUGGGCUGGGGGGCAUGAGCGGAGCUCAGGCUAAAGCUGCCGUCAUCGCCGGCUGCAUUGGCGUGAUUGCCGAGGUGGAUGAGGCUCCUCUUAGAAAAAGACAUGAGCAGGGCUGGUUGAUGGAGGUCACCAGCAGCAUGGAGCACUGCAUUCAACGCAUCAGAGACGCCAAGAGCUCCAAGAAGCCCCUCAGUCUGGGUUACCAUGGCAACAUCGUAGACUUGUGGGAGAGACUUCAGCUGGAGUACGAGAGGACGGGGGAGCUGCUGGUCGAUCUGGGUUCGGACCAGACCUCCCUUCACAACCCAUUCAACGGAGGCUACUACCCAGUCCAGCUCAGCUUCCGUCAGGCAAACCAACUCAUGUCAACCGAUCCUCAGCGUUUCCGAACCAUGGUCCAUGAAAGCCUCAAGAGACAAAUAAAGGCAAUCAAUAAGCUUUCUGAUGCUGGCAUGUUCUUCUGGGACUAUGGCAACGCUUUCCUCCUGGAGGCAAAAAGAGCUGGCGCAGAGGUAGAAAAGGUUGGAGGUGGAGCGACAGAGUUUAUUUACCCUUCUUAUGUUCAGCACAUUAUGGGAGACAUCUUCUCUUUGGGCUUCGGCCCGUUUCGCUGGGUGUGCACAUCUGGCGACGCCCAGGAUCUCGUCGUAACAGAUGACAUCGCUGCUACCGUCUUGGAGGAUAUUAGUGCCAACGUGACUGAUCAGAUCAGGCAGCAGUACAACGACAACAUCCGCUGGAUCAGAGAAGCUGGCAAACACAAAAUGGUCGUGGGAUCACAAGCCAGAAUCCUCUACUCUGACCAGAGAGGAAGAGUCGCGAUUGCUCUAGCGAUCAACCAGGCUAUCGCUGAUGAAAGAGUUUCAGCUCCUGUGGUUAUCAGUAGAGACCAUCAUGACGUCAGUGGCACGGACAGCCCCUUCAGAGAGACCUCUAACGUUUAUGACGGAUCUGCCUUCUGUGCAGACAUGGCUGUCCAGAACUUUGUUGGUGAUGCAUUCCGAGGCGCCACAUGGGUCGCGCUGCACAACGGUGGUGGGGUUGGAUGGGGUGAAGUAAUGAAUGGAGGCUUUGGCUUGCUGCUGGACGGCUCGGAGGAUGCGGCAAAGCGUGCCAGUCUGAUGCUGAACUGGGAUGUCUCAAAUGGGGUGGCUCGUCGCUGCUGGUCUGGAAACUCCAACGCCUACGAGACCAUCCAACGCACCAUGGAGGAGAACAGUCAGCUGCGUGUCACCAUGCCCUUUCCUGUGCAGGAUGAGCUUGUGUUGGACCGUGCCCUGCAGGCCUAGCUAACACUUCAGCACAGGAUACCAGUCAUCGGAAGCCACAGAGCAAAGGAGUACAGCUGUAAUCACAUCAUCACAUGUUUUCAUGUUAUUCAAUCAGUUUUGUCUCAUACUACAGACAAUCAGAAAUCACCAACAAAAAUGUCACUUAUAACCUGCAAAUUUUCUGCCAGUCCUAUAGUAGUUAAUAAAGCAAUGACAAUGUCACACAAGUAGUUUGCUGUGAAUACAGAUAAUGUCUAACAGGAUACAAUAUUGUGCUCGCUGUUUUAAUCAUUUAAUGUAUAAGGAUGUAUUCUUUAUAUUUUGUGUUGAUAAUUAAACUGCAAGUCUUUAUAAAUUAUAAA
Molecule: messenger RNA, 2463 nt
Organism: Platichthys flesus (European flounder)
Lineage: Eukaryota; Metazoa; Chordata; Actinopteri; Pleuronectiformes; Pleuronectidae
Gene: uroc1
Product: urocanate hydratase 1
Exons: 19
Coding region: 92-2119 (675 amino acids)
Biological process (GO): L-histidine catabolic process
Molecular function (GO): urocanate hydratase activity
Source: RefSeq, a predicted model, not a curated record